AUGGAAGAGAAACUGCCAAUGCUAAGCACUCGCCGGACUGAGCAGAACCCGGUCAACCUUGACCACCUGCCCAAAAGCCCAAGAGCUCCAAUGGAGUUUCUGUCAAGGUCUUGGAGUGCCUCUGCUCUUGAAGUCUCCAAAGCUCUGUCUCAUCCUCCUCCUCCUCUGCCUCCUUCUUGCAUGGGUUCUUCCAAGUCUUCUUCAAACAGCUCUUCUUCAUGCAACACCACAACCACCACUUCCACUAUACCUGAAGACAUUGCUGGAGAGUCAGAGGAGCUUCCAGUUCUCUCUGGCCAUCAGUUUUACUUUGCUUCCUCUGCGACUUCUCAGCUUGUGCUUGAUCGCAUUAUGUCUCAGUCCAUGAGAGAGGAAGUUUCUCCAUUAACAUCAGGCAGGCUCUCACACAGCAGUGGACCUUUGAACGCUGGUGGUUCUCUAACAGAGACAGAUAGCCCUCCAGUUUCUCCCUCUGAGGAAUACGACGACGUCGUUAAGUACUUUCGAACCCACAACAGCAUCCACAACCUAUUCAACGCCAGCCGCAGCGGUGCCGGAAAUGCCAACAAUACCCCUGCUGCUGGAGGGGCCAAGACGGUGGGGAGGUGGCUGAAAGAGAGAAAAGAGAAGAAAAAGGAGGAGACAAGAGUCCACAAUGCACAGGUCCACGCAGCUGUUUCAGUUGCCGCGGUGGCUGCUGCUGUGGCCACCAUUGCUGCAGCCACAGCGGCUUCUUCAGCGUCAAGAAAGAACGAACAAGCAGCCAAGACAGACAUGGCUGUGGCAUCUGCUGCCACGCUUGUAGCUGCUCAAUGUGCUGAGGCUGCAGAAGCCAUGGGAGCUGAGCAUGACCAUCUCACUUCUGUGGUCAGCUCUGCUGUUAAUGUUCGCUCUCACGACGACAUUACCACUCUCACAGCUGCCGCUGCCACAGCUUUAAGAGGGGCAGCGACCCUAAAGGCAAGGGCAAUGAAGGAGGUGUGGAACAUAGCAGCAGUGAUACCAGUGGAAAAGGGAAUGGGAAUCGGAGUCUGCGGAAAAGCUAAUAAUGGUGAACGCAAUGGCAGCUUUAGUGAUGAGCUUGUUGUCCCUUCUCCUCUAGACACUACCUUUCUUGGGGUCUCUAACCAAGACCUCCUUGCUAGGGGCACUGAGCUCCUCAAACGCACACGAAAAGGCGAUCUGCACUGGAAAAUAGUAUCUGUUUAUAUUCACCGAACAGGGCAGGUGAUGCUAAAAAUGAAGAGCAAACACGUUGCAGGAACUUUCACCAAGAAGAAAAAGAAUGUUGUGUUGGAGGUCUGCAAGAACAUGUCUGCAUGGCCAGGAAGACACUUGUUCGACGAUGGAGAGCAGCGUCGUUACUUUGGGCUGAAAACAGAGGCACGAGGGGUCGUAGAGUUCGAGUGUAAGAACCAGAGAGAGCACGACGUGUGGACGCAUGGAGUUUCAAGGCUGCUGUCUAUUGUCGCCGAGAGGAAGAACAGGCAUUAA
Prunus armeniaca (apricot) is the source of this 1494-nucleotide messenger RNA. The record is from the annotation of a GenBank genome assembly. NCBI's taxonomy places the organism in Eukaryota, Viridiplantae, Streptophyta, Magnoliopsida, Rosales, Rosaceae.